Molecule: messenger RNA, 2727 nt
Organism: Cyclocybe aegerita
Lineage: Eukaryota; Fungi; Basidiomycota; Agaricomycetes; Agaricales; Hemipholiotaceae
Source: the annotation of a GenBank genome assembly
AUGUUGUCGGAAACUACCAAGAAAGAAGCCCCAAAACGACCAGCGAAGUGGGGGAGGGAUGAGGAGUGGUAUGCGUGGAUAAUGCCGGCUCUGAAGUCGCGUCGCAUGUUGAAGACAUGGCUGAGGUGCUGCGCCACUGUAUGCGUUUUGCUGGUGCUUAUGGUGGUGCCGGGGCCGUCGUUGACGAUGGGACAGGCGUCAUUCUUCGCUGUCAUCCUUGCGGUCAUGUUGCCGCCGAAUUUUGCCCUAUCUGUGUUUAUCAUGGCCUUGACGACGCUCUUCCUGGGAAUGCUUAUCGGAUGGGCAUGGGGAAGCGCCGCGAUGGCAGCGGCUCAUGCUGCUCGAAGUUCAGCCCUGUUGGCACAGCAGCAGCAGAAACUGCAGUCGUCGCUUGAUCCAAACCUCCCUAUUGGCCUACAGACGCAGUCUGCGAUAUGGCAUGGGCUAUUUCUGGAUACACGAUCAACAGUGGUGUACGGCGUGUUUCUUUUCGUUGGGACGUAUCUGCUCGGAGCGAUAAGGGCGUUCAUACCGAAUCUUGCGUUGCUGAGCAUUUUCGGAACGAUUGUCAUCGAUGUGUUUUGUACAUCAGCUCCCCUCCUUCCCACGACGCAGUACACGCUUCCCAAGGCAUUCAUUAUCCCUGCAUGCUUUUAUGCUGCCGUCGCCAUCGCGAGCAUCGUUUUCAUCUUCCCCGAGAGUCUGAGCCAUGUCUGGUUAACGCUAUUCCUAGACGAAUUUUGGAUGCCAACCUUGGAUCUCUAUCGUCUUCAAAAUGAAGCCCUCAGUACGAGGCCUUCCGACCACGAAAAGUGGGAGGACAUGGACGCUCGAGGAGCUGUUCUGCGAACUCGGUUGAUUGAAGGUGUCGAAGAGCUCGUUCAGAGGAUUGGGUUGAUUGACCUCGACUCCUCACUCGGACGCCUCGGCCCUGCUGACUUGAAGAAGUUUAGUGCAGAGAUCAAGUCGAUGAUGUUCCGCGCAGGUGCCCUCCACUCUUUCCAGGUCUUCGUGAAAGAUGCGAACACUUUUGUUGCCCAGGACAAACUUUCACAGGGCCGGAGCCGUGGGGACGCCACCCCCACCCGUUACCAAGCCCUCCACCGCAAAAUACGUGCGCGCGAAGCCCAGCACGGGCACGACCUGGAUUCCCUUGUGCCCAUCUUGGCUUCCUGCUCCGCCGAACUACGAGGCGCCUGCGAGAGCAGCUUGGUCUGUAUCAUGGAUUGGUUCAGGAUCUGCAACACACGCCGGUGGUCCACGUUUGUCUUCCGUUCGACGAAGGAACAGAUCGCAGAACGGCACGAACGGGUGGUCGCGACACUUAAAGCGUUGGAGGAUGCGUUGGAUGAGUUCAGGAACGUGCAGAGGGUCAAGCUAGUCACGCCUUUCGAAGACUUUUUCGAUCCUGUCACGAAGAAGCUCCGUCAUAAUUCUGAUACCUUUGCCACCAAGUCGCUCUUUAUCUGCUUUGUCUUUAUCGACACGCUCGACUCCUUCUCCGAGCGGCUCGUCAAGUUGCUCAAGACAAUCGCUGAGAUCGAUUCCCAGCGCUCACAGCCCCGAUUUUGGUUCCCAGGCCGGAUUGCCAAGGUCACGGAGAAUAUCGCGAGCGGGGAGUUUAAAGGCGCUGGAGGGCCGUUCUCUAUGGGCACGGCGGACGACCCGACAGCGUUCAACACUCCGAGUGAUAGGAGCACGACGGACUUGUUGGAGCAGGAGGAGAAGGCGACGAUGAAGGCGGAGGAGAAAGAUAUCGCAGAGGCGCCGAAGAGACGUGACCCCGACGCGUUCCCACCUACAACUGCCUUCGGACGUUUCUUCGUCAAGUUGGCGGCGUUCUUCCGCUUCUUCAAGUCAGCCAAGGGUAUAUUCGCGCUGCGCGUCGCGAUUGUCUCCGUGGCGCUUUGGAUCCCGUCUGUACUACAUUCGAGCGCCUGGUUUUACUACGAGAACAAGGGCAUGUGGGCUUUGAUUAUGGCUCAGACAGGCCUAGCCGUUUAUGCUGGCGAUCAGAUUAUGGGCUUCUUCAUUCGUCUCCUUGGGACGAUUAUUGGCUUGUUGCUUGGUAUCGCCGUAUGGUACAUAGGAACUGGGAACGGGAACGGUAAUCCAUAUGGCAUCGUCGUUGCUUCGACGGUUUUCCUCGCGCCGUUCGUUUUUACGAGAGUCGCUGGUCCGCCCUCGCAAACAGCGAUGUGGACCAUGGUCCCGACCACUAUUCUAUUCGUCGUCGGCUAUAGCUGGAUCAACGCAAACCACCCCAGUCUCGGUUCACCUGGGGUUGGUAUCACCCUGAGCUGGAAGCGAGCUCUACUGGUCAUCAUCGGAUUUGCAGCUGCCUUCGUCGUGAUGGUCUUCCCCAACCCCAUUUCAUCACGCGUCCUCGUCCGCAAGACUCUCGCUGCGACAAUCGGGGAAACUGGAAACAUCCUUGCGGGUGAAAUCGAAGCUUUCCUUGCAGAGGAGGCCAAGGCCCGUCGUGGGGAAUGUGACGAUCCCUUAGUUGCCACAGACGGAAGAGAGGCGGAUGAGGAUAAGGCGUCGCCGAAGGAGCGCAGGGUGAGGAAGAUUGGGAAGAGAGUGCUUGCUGUUUCGAUAAGAUUGAAAGAGCUAUACGAGUCGCUGACGUUCGCCAGGUUUGAGCCUCAGCUAGCAGGGACAUGGCCAAGUGAAGAAUACGAGAGACUUUUCGAUCUUCAAGCGAGAUUCUGGGAGGGCUCAUAA